CUGUCUCCUCUGGAGUGCUUAGAUUGGAAACCAAACCCUGGAUUUUAAUAUUUUGGAUCUACAUUUACAUCCUCGGGUCCAAUUUGAAGACAUUUCACAUUAAAACAGGAAUAAAACUCACAUUAUCUGAAAGAUGUUUCCCUGGUCAGUAGUGUUUUCCCUCGAGCCGAAGGUUCCCGGCCAGCGCACUUCAGAGGAGCUGGUGUCCAACACUUUGAUGCUGGAGCUGGGUGCCAUGGUGAAAAGGACCGAGCGAAUCCAGCUAGAGAAGGCAGCAGAGACUCGCAGACGCUGCAACUCUUCCUCUGCAGACUACAGCUGGCUGGCCGGCCCUCAGCCACACGUCCCCUACGAGCUCACACCAGGAGACGUGCUGGAUCUGCAGGACCUCUGCGCACAGAUCCCACCUCAACUGUGCGGCCCGCUCAUCGUCAGGUUCAGGAAGCUAGUGUCAGAGUUUGAGCCGGAGGUGCCCGACGUCCCCAAACUGUUCCAGGGCGUCCUAAGAAACUGCCUGGAUGAGCUUCAGGGAGACACAGAGCUUCAGAAUCGGGUGAACCGUUGGGAAAAACAGCGCAGCAAGAGCCUCUCCUUCGUCACGUUUCGAUCCAAGUUCCCCACCCUGAACCGCGGGAAGGGAAGCUUCGGUGGUUCCCGCAACAACCUGCAAGAGGAAAACACAUGGUCUGAUGAAGACGAGGAAGCAGUCGAACAGGUGACAACCGCCAUGCGUACCAGGAAGGGACGGAGCCUCAGCAUGCCAGAGAUCACUCCUCUUCAGCAGGCGGCCCAGAGCUGACAAGAUGAAGAGAAAAACAGAGGAAAGAAGGAUUCGAAAAGCUUGAAGGAAAUGUAGCCUUCAAGAAGUUGGCAAUGGAGGAGGAAGAAAAGAAGUGGUGGCAAAGAGCAAGAGAAGGGAAGAAAAUCAGAUUCU
Messenger RNA from Cyprinus carpio (common carp), 934 nucleotides. RefSeq names its product protein RD3-like. The record is from RefSeq and is a predicted model, not a curated record. Lineage: Eukaryota; Metazoa; Chordata; Actinopteri; Cypriniformes; Cyprinidae.